AUGGCUCUUGUCGGUUACUCAGAUAGCGAGGGUUCUGACUCGGAAUCCCCGAACGUUGGCCCCAUCCCCGCCACCACGAAACCCUCAGUCAAACAAGGAACUUUCCAAAAACUAGUCACCCCUUCUGCGCCACGGAAAAUCAAAGUCGAUCUACCUGCCGUGCAGCCAGAGGCCGAAGCAGAUGCCCCUCCAGCGAAGAAGUCUCGUACUGCUGGAAAGUUUGGCGGCUUCAACUCCUUCUUGCCUGCUCCGAAACGCACAGCCGACGCCAAAAAGGGCCUUGGGUCUGGUGUGAACCUCAAGACUGGCGCUGAGCCUGCCUUCAGCAGAGAAAGAGUAGAGCCAGACCCUUCCGCGUUAGCUCCAGCCGCGACGAGCGAAGAGAUCAAGGACAAUCCAGAAACGUCAAUACCAGCACCGUUCCAGGACGAACCGCCGCAAGAGGUCAAACCAAUGGGCAACGCCAUGAAGUUCAAGCCUCUGUCUGUCAGUCGGAAAAAGGCUCCCAAGAAGAAAAUCAUGCCCAGCGCUGCUCCUGCUGCUCCGUCACCUGUCGCGCAACCGCUCACAGAGACGCCAAAGCCUCCUGCACCCAAGCCAAAGAUCUCCUUGUUUUCGGUCACUCAGCACGACAAUUCAGCACCAGCAUCAUCCUCCGUAUCAGAAUAUCAGCCUCUUUUCGCCGAGCCAGAAGUAGCGCCCGCCGAAGCUCUUGACUCGACUGUGGCCGCCCCAGCUUCCAUACCCUCAGAUCCCAACUCUCUCACUGCCAUUGCCGACGACCUAGGUCUAUCAGCAGCAGAGCGAAGAAGAUUGUUCGGUCGUAACAAAGAUGCUGCUGCACUCGCCAAUGUCACGUAUCUCAACAUGGAAGAAGAAUACAACAACAAUGAGCAGCUUCGUAUCCAAGGCCAGGCUGUCGAGCACAGGGCUGUCAAGGCUGUUGCUCCCGGAAAGCACAGCUUGCAGCAGCUUGUCAACUCUGCUUCCACGCAGAAGGAGGCUUUGGAAGAUGCCUGGGCUCAAGGCCGUAGGAAUAAGGCUGAGGCUGGUAGCCAUUAUGGUUUCUAA
This is a messenger RNA of Aureobasidium namibiae CBS 147.97, 1071 nucleotides long. RefSeq lists its product as uncharacterized. The record is from RefSeq and is a predicted model, not a curated record. Lineage: Eukaryota; Fungi; Ascomycota; Dothideomycetes; Dothideales; Saccotheciaceae. The transcript has a single exon. Gene Ontology annotation, cellular component: nucleus. The coding region runs from base 1 to 1071 and encodes 356 amino acids.